Schistocerca piceifrons (Central American locust) is the source of this 684-nucleotide messenger RNA. RefSeq names its product odorant receptor 45b-like. The record is from RefSeq and is a predicted model, not a curated record. The transcript is spliced from 5 exons. Lineage: Eukaryota; Metazoa; Arthropoda; Insecta; Orthoptera; Acrididae. Bases 1 to 684 code for a protein of 227 amino acids. Gene Ontology annotation, molecular function: odorant binding; olfactory receptor activity. Gene Ontology annotation, biological process: sensory perception of smell; detection of chemical stimulus involved in sensory perception of smell. Gene Ontology annotation, cellular component: plasma membrane.
AUGUUGGAUGGCUUCUUCUUCGCGCUCAUCAUCUAUACUGCGGGCCAGCUGCGAGUCCUCAACCUGAUGGCCACGCGCUUGUGCGACCCUGAGCCAGGCUCCAAGGUCUGCACGGACCAGCAGCUGCAGCGGCGCAUGGCGGAGGUCGUCCAGUGCCACGCACACAUCGACAGGUGUGUGCAGCGGCUGAGCACGCUGCUCGGCCCCAUCCUGCUGGGGCAGUUCCUUUCAGACAUCCUCACCAUCAGCAUCACCGCGUUCGUUGCUACAGCUGCGAAGACGGAUUCGGAGUGGCUGUUCAAGUACGGGUCGUACCUGUCCGCAAUAUCGGAGCAGCUGCUGCUCUACUGCUGGCUGGGCCACGAUAUCCUCACAGAGAGCGAGCGCCUGCAGGAGUCCGCCUACAGCAGCGACUGGACGGCCGCCCCGCGCCGCCUGCGCGGCCAGCUGCGCGUCUUCCUCUGCCGCGCCCACCGCCCGCUGCGGCUCACCGCCAGCAAGUUCUACACCAUCUCCAGGGACACCUUUCUGAUGGUGCGUGCUGAUGAACGCGUCUUUUUCGUACUACGCUGUGCUGAGGCAGCUGAAUGGAGACUGAUGAAGCAGGCGCCGGACCUGGGGCGACGGAACCAGCAGCAGACAACUCACGGAGGCUGCACCAUCACCCUUACGUACCUGCGGUGA